This is a messenger RNA of Ceratina calcarata, 3396 nucleotides long. Its product is annotated as leucine-rich repeat-containing protein 49. The coding region runs from base 237 to 3179 and encodes 980 amino acids. Lineage: Eukaryota; Metazoa; Arthropoda; Insecta; Hymenoptera; Apidae. Gene Ontology annotation, molecular function: protein binding. The transcript is spliced from 6 exons. The record is from RefSeq and is a predicted model, not a curated record.
CCUCGAGUUUUAAUUUUUAUUCCAUUUAUUAUAACACUCGUACGCUUUUAUUAUUACGUAAAUAGUUGCGCACUUAUACUGCGGUACUUUUGAAUGUUGACGACGGUAACGAGAUCAAAUGCGCAAUGACAAACAAUAAAUAAACUUAUGCUCACAUUAUACAGUAUUACUUUCGUCACGAUUCGAUAUCAUAAUGAUUCGUCACGGAUUGAGAACGUUUCAGUAUUUUACUUCAAAUGAAUAAAGUCAUUGGUGUAUUAAUUAUUCUUUUAUGUUUCGGUUAUGUAAUGCCAGUAAGCAACGAUAGAGUAACGCGGACGAAAACAAUAGGUUUCGGUGUAAGAGGAAUUAAGGGAAAAUUGGUAGAAACUCAAAAGAAUCAUCAAGACAAUUUCCUGACGAUUGCUCCUGCUUUACCUAUUUUACCUGGAGCUCCCAUACCACCAAAAUUGAACAAACGUUAUAAUUCACUCAGUUCAACAGGCUCACCAAUUAACAUAGAACAUGAUAGGAUUGAUAGUUCUACCACAGUUUCUUUACAAUGGACAAGCGAAGGAAAGAUCGUGGUGGCUACGAGAACAGCUGCUGAGAAGGAGAAGAAUCCUGACAGAAUGUGUCUGGACAGAAGAGGACUCACCACGUUCCCAAACAUAAUUGGAGAGCCCCGUUUGCGUUUGCUAUCUCUUCAGCACAAUCUCCUCACAAGGAUUGAGAAUUCCAGUUUCUUUCAAUUAUCGAAACUAGUAUUUCUCGAUUUGUAUGAUAAUCAGAUUGAAAGGAUAUGUAAUUUUGAGGUCUUAGAAAAUUUAAGAGUACUAUUGAUUGGAAAGAAUAGGAUAAAGAAAAUUGAAGGAUUAAAGCAGCUUUCGAAAUUGGAAGUUUUAGACCUACAUGGCAAUCAGAUUGUGCAGAUCUCAGAUUUAAAUAAUCUUGCAUCCUUAAAAGUUCUAAACGUAGCUGGGAACAACAUUAAAACGAUAGGACAGCAUGAUUUUCGAGGUUUAGCAUCGUUAAAGGAGUUGAAUCUGAGACGUAAUAAAAUAAAGAGAUUAUCAGGAUUCGAUGAAACACUACAGUUACAGAAGUUGUACCUCAGUAACAAUGACAUCCAGAAAAUUGAGGACAUAGGGAGUCUCGCUAAGGCGUUACAACUUCGUGAAAUAACAAUUGAUGGAAAUCCUAUAACGUUGAACGGGGAUUACAUCUCGUUCCUCGUGUCAUAUUUACCUAAUUUACAAUUUUUAUCAGCCAUGCCGAUCACUGAGCAAAUUAGGAGGGCUGCCAUGGCCUGGAGAACAACAAAAGAACAAAAUAAUUCCGCGUUUCUAAGUCUCACCGCGCAAGUCUGUAUGAACGCUCGGCGAGAAGAAAUUAUAUCGAACGCCAAAAUAAAUUGGGAACUUCUCAGAUGUAAUUCAAAGUCGUCCGCAAACGACAGCAAUAAGAACAAUACUCGAAAUAGUAAUAUUAAUGCGACGCAAAUCCAGAAGUCGAAUAAAUUUAAUAUGCUGAAAGUUAAGAACUUGGAAAGGGUGAAGUCGAAAGGAUUUGGUAGCUUAACGUCCAUAAAUGAAAACAUAGAAGCUACCAAGAUAAAUAUAAAGAAAAGAAGUAAUUCGAGUGACAAUUUAUUUAGAUUGAAGGACACAACUAAGCCGUAUCCAUUAGAGUUUAAACUUCCACCAAUUUUAGAUUCCAUCGUAGAUAGUUUAAUAAAUAAUAAGAUUGACGAGAAAAUAAGAAAGAAUUUAACUAAGAUGAAGUCUAAAUGCGACACUGACUCGUCAAGCAGUGAUUCGGAAGCUCUGGAAAAUCAGGAGAAUUUGAAAACUUGUUUCAAUUCUCAUUUGCUAAAUGCUAACCAGUACAUUUCCCCUUGUAACGUUAACAAAAUAGUUAUUGACAAGACGUUCGAUCCUGUGAAUGUUUUGUCGCCAUCAGAAAUUGCAAGUGAUAUAGAAAAUCAGUGCUAUGAAAUAUUUAAAUCUCCCAAGUCGUCGGCAAGGGACGAAAAGGAUCUAUCGAAAUCGUCGAGCAUAAAAUUUCUGAAUCAACACGGUCUCAGCGAUUGCCAAUCUAAAUCGAGUAUCGGUUCUUCCGGGUACUGUUCCUUAAGCUCUAAAACCAACAGCAUUGAUAGUUGUAAAUCAGUGCUAAGCGAUUCCAGUACAUCGCCUACUAAUAAAAGCGCGGUACAAAAAUACAAGACUUCAGAGAAAAAUAAGAACAGGGUAAAAAGCGCACAGGUAAAAAAAAUGGUAUGUUACAAAAGUAAUAGAGCAGCGACUGCCAGAGCUAAGUAUAGAGCUACAACACCACCGAGUCCAGUGCCAUUGCAGAAUCCGCCGAAAGAAAGAGAGCAAGGUGGAGAUUAUUUGAUAGAAAUUGUUGGCCGCUGUUUAAAUGUUUACGGCCAAGGCGCUCUGCGUUUUAUCGAUCGGCCGUGGGACGUAUCGAAAGCUCAGGACGUAAACGUAGUUAAAUUUAAUUAUGUACAGUUCAACGACGUGGCCAAAGUUUUGUGUAAAGUAAAAAAUCGAUUUCCAAACGUGGAACAUUUUACGUUUAAAGAAACUAACAUCAGUUACCUGGGACAACUGAACGCUUUAGCUGAAAUACAAGGAUUGACUAGUAUCAAUAUUGAAACUGGAAACCCGAUCAUUUCAAAGGAUUGGAAAACUUAUGCUGUAUUCCGUUUAGCUCAUUGGGGCUUAAAAGUUAUCAAUGGAAAAGAAAUCACGAACGAAGAAAUCGAUUUAGCGAACAAAGAAUACGCUGGUCUCGUAGAUAUCGUGAUGUGUUCACUGCCAGAAUCUUUGUUACAACCUUUACUGCAGAGACUUCAUUUAGAAAGAGUGCAGAGGCAAACUGGAGAACAAAUUACUGCCAAACAAUUUUUACUCAACAGUGAUCCAGCCCUCAGAAGCGUCGUUGCUAAGGAGGCGUUGCAAUGGAGAAAAGGCACCAUAACACAGGAAGACCUUAUCUGGAGACACAGAGGUAAACUACAUUUAUUAGAGUUGAUAAACCUCACCGUAGAUGCGAUACACAAGUUGCAACUACUUGAAGACACAUGGCCAAGUAUUUUGUAUGAUAUUAUUCACACCACUUUGUUAGAUUUUUCUGAGAUGGACACGUACAUGAAACAUUGCAGCGAAACGCUUGAGGGCGAUAAAUAAUUUGUACAGUCUACCUUAUCAGUAGGAAUUAUUCCAUUAUUCUAUUGUUAAGCUCACAAUGCUCACUUGAAUUUGUACGGAUCACCAGACAUAUAUAUUCUUUAUGUGUUCACGUAAACUUUACUGAUUCGAUUGACACAUCAUAGAAUAGACUACCUACGUAUUUGUUAUCUGGACAUUUUUAGCGCGUUUAAAAUAUUUGCAAUAAUAAAUUAGA